Molecule: messenger RNA, 1176 nt
Organism: Colletotrichum spaethianum
Lineage: Eukaryota; Fungi; Ascomycota; Sordariomycetes; Glomerellales; Glomerellaceae
Product: tRNA-dihydrouridine(47) synthase [NAD(P)(+)]
Exons: 5
Coding region: 1-1176 (391 amino acids)
Biological process (GO): tRNA processing
Molecular function (GO): tRNA dihydrouridine synthase activity; flavin adenine dinucleotide binding
Source: RefSeq, a predicted model, not a curated record
AUGGCGGCCGAUCUCUACAAUGGUACCAUUUCAGACAGAACACAUCCUCUGAAAAUCUUCGAUGCGGCCAAGAGCCAGGACAGGUUCCUCUACGUCUCAGCCCCUAUGCUUGCCUUCCGUCAAACCGUUCAUGAAUAUGGAACCGACCUCUGCUGGACGCCCAUGAUCCUGUCCAAGGAGUUCAACCGCAACAAGUUUGCCCGUGACAGUGAUCUCACGAUAUCAACCCGCGGAGUCCAGCCACCAACAAUAGUCCAGUUUGGCUCCAGCAGCCCCCUCGAGCUCGCCCGCUCAUCAUCCCUCGCCGCCCCCUAUGUCAACGGCGUCGACCUUAACUGCGGCUGCCCGCAGUCCUGGGCCUGCGCCGAGACUCUUGGCGCCGCGCUCAUGGAGAAGCGCGAGCUCGUCCGCGACAUGGUCACCGAGACUCGCCAGCGCCUGGCCAGCGACGGAUGGCAUGUCGGCAAGGAACGCGAUAUAGACAGUCCCAAGGGGAGGAGUAUAAGCGUCAAGAUUCGUGUCCAUAAAGAUCUGAGGAAAACCAUGGAUUUCAUCGACACAGUCAUCGGCAACCCCCAAGACCGAAACAUUGACUUCCUGACCAUUCACCCCCGCACCCGCCACACGGCCUCCAGCAUCCCAAUCAACACCGAAUCCCUCGGCAUCCUCCUCGAAAAGUACGGUGAUACCCUCCCUAUUCUCCUCUCAGGCGAUGUCUUCUCCAUGGCGACCCUGCCCCUAUCAACCGUUUCCAAAGCAGCAGUACAACCCUCGGAGCCGGAGACAAUCAACGGCCACAACGGCUACACGGACUUCACCCCCAGCGGCACCAAGCUCGCCGGCCUCAUGUCUGCUCGCGGCAUCCUCGCCAACCCGGCUCUCUACGCUGGCCACGAGUCCUGCCCUUGGGAGGCCGUCGAAACCUUCAUGCGUCACGUAGUCCGCGCCCCGAUGCCCGUGAAGCUGGUGCAGCACCACCUCCACGAAAUGUGCGGGCCGGGCAUGGGCCCGGACAAGCGGGCGUUGCUGAAUAGGCAUGAGCGGGCGGCGCUCCUCUCGCUCGACAACAUGGUGGAUGUCAUAGAUUUCAUGGACGAUGCGAUCAACCGCAAGACGGGUAGGACAGAUGGGCUCCGUCGCGAGUCCGUAGGUAGCUCAACAGUGCCCGUGCCGUGA